CCUCGUUACAGAGUAUGUGACACAAGAUACUCAGUCAGCAUGAUAAGAAAGGGUAAUUCACAGGUCGACACGAGGUUGAAACCCCGCUUUCCAAGUACUAUUCCCAGACGUUAAAAUGCGUUUGCAUUACUCAAUAUGUGGGAUAAGUACAGCUGGUAUGUUUGGAACCCGACUAUUUUUUCUUCAUUCGCAUCACGCGGGCAUGCAAUUAGCACGCGGGCAUAUGGCGUGCGUGCAAUCGCGCGCAAGUCCUAAGAGGGGGGGAUGUCAUGCGUGUAAAAAGCCCGGGAAACCUCUUACACGUACUGUACUUGUACUUGCAUACAGGACCGGCCAGGGCCACCCUACUUCUAGUUCUGUAGGUGGCAUGUACUGUCCUUCAGGUCUAUGGUCGCAUUGAUUAUCGUUCAUUCUGUUCUUCAGUAACAGAGGCCUAUCUGUAUCUGUCCAAACGCCAUUGCUGGUUGUCGCAUACGUUUGGGGGGGGGGGUCAUGUGCAAAGUCGUGAUUAUUGAAGUGAGCCUUUGAUGUCAGCGUCUUGAUGUUGGUGGCUUCUAAUUUGGCUUUACAAGUCUUGACGUCGGGGGGAUGCGUAGGUCUUGGUCGAGGUGGUUCCAUUCACGAAUAGACUGUGGAUACAGCGAGUGCCUUUAACAGUCUUUGCUGGGAUGAUAUAUUUGAAGGCCCCUGACUGCCUGGUAUUUGGUUAACUGGAUGAAUUUGAUGACUGAAGGAAAUUUUCGAUGCUGUUUGGAAUUAGGGAACCCAUGAUCUCUUUGAGUCUUUAUAGAUGGUCGUUAAGCACAAUUUAGUCCUUCGGUCGUGGAGUGAUUCCCACUCUUAAAUAAGUCGGCAAGGAUUUUGCUAAUAUUGGAUUCCCUGCUGUAAUCUCCUACAGCAAAUCGGGCAGCUCUCUUCUGAAUUCUUUCUAAUUUAUCCCAUCCGAAUAGUGCUGUGGAUUCCAAAUCCCAGAGCAGUAAUCAAGUUUGGGUCUGAUCAGCGAUUUGUAGACUAAAAACUUGGUGCUUUUGUUGCAGUAGUAUAAAUUCCUCUUCAACAAACCCAGCAUUUUAUUUAUAGCCUUGGCAACAGUCUGAUUGAUAUGUGUUGACCAUUUCAAAUCACUGCUAAGUUCAACACCUAGAUGGCUUUCGCAUGCAUCAGAUAUUGACCAAUGGCUGUGGAUGUAAGUGAAGUGUUCUUCACUGAGGAGGAUUAUGAAAGAUUCUCCCUCCGACCUAAGUUUGAUGUCAACCUGUUCAAGGCCUACAAUCCAUCCAUUGAAGGGUGCACCAUAUCCCCAGUGAAGACAAGUAGACAAGCACAGGUGAAAAAUGCUGAGGCCAGCAAGCAGGGUGCAACAGUACAGCAAGAAAAGAAAGCUCCAUUGUCUAAUGCGCCCAAGAAAAAUGUCACUCCAGGGGUUGGUGAGAAGACACCCACAAUUGUCUGGAAUUUGAAGAGUCCUAAAAAUCACUUCCCCUAUCCAAGGUACUCCUGUAUGACCCACGCUCAACAACAGAGAUACAUUGAACUGUGGCAGAAGCAUGGACAGCGUCAUCCUAACCAGACAAGGUAUGCCACAACCCCAGGCGACAUCGCUGAGAAACAACAGCUCAGGAAAUUGCAGAUCUUGGUCCAUCAGGAGCAGCAAGAAUUCAUGAAGUAUGCCCGACAUGUUGCUAGAUGCAGCCCCAAAGACUAUAAACAUCUUCCUCCUGCAGCACAGCAGUAUGCCAAGGAUCAGUGGCUCAUACAGGACCAGCGGGUCAAGCAACUGCCCCAGCAUUUUAGCGUGUGCCAGACUAUUGGCAUCGUGCCUGCUGCCGUCUUCCUUACAGACCCUGUGCUGACGUUCUCAGCUCGUCUGCUGUGUGUGGUAAAUACCGAAAUUGGCAAACCGUACAUUAUUAUAGUCAUAAAUUCCUUUCGUUCUAGUUAAUGACAAUAAUGAUUCCCUUAAAGUGGCCAUGGAACUGUAACCUACAGCCCAAAUCAACCUUGGACAGGUUAAUACAUUUAUCAUGAACCAGAAUAAGGAUUUUGACAUUAUAACAUGGAAAAAUGGCACA
This is a messenger RNA of Acanthaster planci (crown-of-thorns starfish), 2072 nucleotides long. RefSeq names its product little elongation complex subunit 2-like. Lineage: Eukaryota; Metazoa; Echinodermata; Asteroidea; Valvatida; Acanthasteridae. The record is from RefSeq and is a predicted model, not a curated record. Gene Ontology annotation, cellular component: transcription elongation factor complex. Gene Ontology annotation, biological process: positive regulation of transcription by RNA polymerase III; snRNA transcription by RNA polymerase III; snRNA transcription by RNA polymerase II.